This is a messenger RNA of Gossypium arboreum, 1827 nucleotides long. Its product is annotated as agamous-like MADS-box protein AGL30. The transcript is spliced from 12 exons. The coding region runs from base 363 to 1391 and encodes 342 amino acids. Lineage: Eukaryota; Viridiplantae; Streptophyta; Magnoliopsida; Malvales; Malvaceae. Gene Ontology annotation, biological process: positive regulation of transcription by RNA polymerase II. Gene Ontology annotation, molecular function: DNA-binding transcription factor activity, RNA polymerase II-specific; protein dimerization activity; RNA polymerase II cis-regulatory region sequence-specific DNA binding. The record is from RefSeq and is a predicted model, not a curated record.
GUUUGUUAUGGCGCAAUGGAUGGGUUUUGGAAUUUUUGGGGGGUUGGGGGUGAGGAUAGAGAGAGUUGUUGGUUCACGGUUGUCUUGACUAAUCCCCUAUUCUCAAGCUCGUUUCCCACGACCGCUUUUGCCGCUCACCCGGUCGUGUAAAUGCAAUCCUAUUUCUAUGCUCAUCAUCAUAUCACACCGCUCUAUACCCAUUUCUCUCCAUCUUUCUUUCCUCUCUAUCUUUUCUUUCCUCUCUUAUCUCUUCUGUGCCCUUUGGUGUUCUCUUCUUUGGCUGAAUAAUCAACCUCUCCCCCCUCCAUUAAGACGUUUGGAUCAUGCACUUUCAACUCGUCAUUUAAUUUUGCUCGUUUGGGAUGGGAAGGGUUAAGCUAAAGAUAAAGAAGUUAGAGAACACAAAUGGCCGUCAGGCGACUUAUGCCAAAAGGAAGCAUGGGAUCAUGAAGAAGGCUAAUGAGCUUUCCAUCCUAUGUGAUGUAGAAAUUAUCCUCCUUAUGUUCUCCCCAACUAACAAACCUUCAGUAUGCAUUGGGAAGCGUAGCAUUGAGGAGAUACUCGAAAAGUUUGCUCAACUAACUCCACAAGAACGGGCCAAAAGGAAGUUGGAAAGUCUUGAAGCACUGAAAAAAACGUUCAAGAAGUUGGACCAUGAUGUAAAUAUUCAUGAAUUUCUGGGUUCAAGUACGCAAACAAUAGAGGAUCUGACCAACCAAGCCAGAUUAUUGCAGGCUCGGCUUUCUGAAAUACACAGGAGACUGAGCUGUUGGACUGACGUGGACAAGAUCAAUAAUGUCGAACAUUUGGGGCAAAUGGAAGAUUCACUGAAGGAUUAUCUGAAUCAAAUUCGAGCCCAUAAGGAAAAUUUAGGAAAGCAGCAGCUUUUACCGAUGGAAUGCACAAGUCAGUUCCAAAAUGAAAUGCAUGUACCUUUUAGAAUGGGAAUUGAGCAACAGCUCCAAUCUCUUGCAUGGAUGGCUAAUAAUGAUAGUAGAUCCAUGGCCUUGACUGAGGACCCAAAUCUGAUUCCCCCUAGGGAUGUGGAGUGUUCUGCAAGUUCCUCAUUUGGAAGUUAUUCGGGUUACUUCGGCACACCUAAAAGUUCUGAACUAUCGAGUUCUGGACAAGAAAAUGGCAUCCUUAAUGAUUUGCAACUAGGUGGACAAUGCCCCUUCUUCUCGUACGAUCUUAGCAUACUGAAUGAUCACAAAUUCCAACCAGUGGCAGAGAUGAACUUUCCGGAAACUCCUGUAGAUUAUCAUGUUAACGGAGUUCUAGCAGGUCCUAGAGCUGGAUAUGACCCAAACCAAGGUAGUUGGGCUUCCACUUCUGGCCCUUGUGCUGUUACCAUGUUUGAUGAGCCAUUAUAUACUGGACAACUAAACUGAGAUGCAGAAGAGUGAUGCUACAAUUCAUUUCAUCCACUAAGCAAACUAUGGAGAACUAUACUAUACAAUGCGGAAUUAACCGAAAAUCCUCAAAAAUUGCCUAGACAUUUUGUUAUCACCAAGUAAAACUCGUACUCGGAUGAUGUGAUGAUAGCUCGACUGCACGACAUAUGGUUACCUUAAUAGUGGUAAAAUGCAGACCAAAUGCUGCUAACUCCAAUCAAAUGAGGCACCACAUUUCUGUAUACUAAUAUAUUUAGUAGUAGAUUUUCUUAUUAACUUAUUUUUGUUUUCACCUUUUGAUUACUAGAGUUUACUAAUGGCGGUCACUGCCUUUCCUCAAUGUCAAGUUUAAGCUGUAAAUAAAACAAAUAGCAAGACAUUGAUUGUAAAUCAUAUGAUUAACAUAUAAAAAUGCACGACAGCAACUUCUUCA